AGAGAGAGAGAGAGAGAGAGAGAGACGUGCGCUGCAAGACCGUCAUCUUUUCCGUCAAGCAUGUUGUAAAUACACCGGUGCCGCAGGAACAAAAUUUCCGGAAGAGAUUGGUGACUGGACUUUUCACGUCUCCAAUAGACACAGUAAACAUAGCAGGCAGGGGCGUGGCUGUCACGGCCACGGCAACCUGCUCUACUUCAUCAGCUGGAGGAGAAUGACAGCGAGGACUGCAAACUUGACUAUGAACCUGAAUUUGUUGACAUAGACAGACAGCCUGACUCAGACAGCAAGAACUGCAAACUUCACUUUGACAAGGACCACAAACCUGAAUUUGUUGACGUUCAUCACCUGCCUGACUUUGAUGAGGAGGACUUCAAAUUUGAUAUUGACAUCUGUCCUCCUCAGUAAGGUGUGAGGAGAGAAUGCCAUUCCCUGCUGCCGGGGGAGCUGUGGUGGGGCAAAGAGCUGCCAAGGUCAUCAGGUUUGCCUACCAUGGAUGUACAAACAGACCCUUCUACCACAUUGUUGUCAUGCGGAAAAGAACACCACGCCAGGGGCACGUAAUUGAGCAGCUAGGCACAUAUGAUCCGAUGGUAAAUGUGCACGGGGAGAAGCUGGUGGCUCUCAACACUGAGCGCAUCAACCACUGGAUUGGCCAGGGUGCUGGCAUCUCUACAAGCUGUGCUGUUCUGCUGGGUCUGUCGGGGCUGCUUCCCAUCCAUCCCAGGUCAUACAUGACAGCGUGGCGUAGCCGUAGGUCCAGUGCUAAGGAAGAGAAGGCUGAGGCUGCUUCAUGAGGCCACAGUCCAUAAUACACGUGUUGUAUUAAUGUAUAGUUUUUGUCAUUCAGGUCUCGGGGAAGUGCUUUAACCCGCGCAGUGCCACCGCCGUAAAUUUAUGGCAUCUAGCUUACCCGCGCUCAGUGCCACCGCCGUACAUUCACAGCGGCAAUCUAAUAAAAAUUCUAGUAUGUUUAUUUGUCUAAAUAACUUUAUAAAAAUCACACUAAGUAUACUCCAAGCUCCACUCUACGCACUGAAUGUGUUAGUUUGUUGGUAUGCUCCUUGAGUGGCCCCCAGGCGGCGCGUGGCACGGCGAUCACGUCAGACUCGUGAGAGCUUGUACAACCACCACAGGAAGCAGUCAUGGCGCGCCGCCGUGGGUUGUGUGAUGACGAGAUUAUCUCUGCUUUACUUUCUUCUAGUAGUGAUGAAAUGUUAUCAGACAUGUCUGAUGAUGAUUCUGUACAUGACAAAGACUAUGUACAGCUGAGUGAAAGCACUGAUAGUGAGGAAGAGAUUCCCUCACCAAGAAAAAGGCGUUAUGAUACAUACAGAGGUACAGGCACGAACACAAUGCCAGCCACUGCACAGCGAAUGCUGCUUUUUGAUGAUGAUGACUUUCCUUCAGGAUUGGGUUGGCUUGGAACCCCACUUGACAUGAAAGGAAAGGGUUUUGUUGGUGACAGCAAAAUGAGACCUGCAACAGAUGCGAAUGAACAAUGCGCUCCCUUACCACAAACAUCCUUUGGCAUCUCCCCUAUCACCCCAGCUAUUGCUCAUCCUUCAACUUCAUAUGAUUCACCACCAACCCUCACUCCAUCAACACCAUCAGUUCAGCCUUCUACCUCGAGCACAAUGAUGGCAGGUGGAAGAAGUAAGAGAAAGGGAGAGAAAAUAUCAAAGUCCAGCAAAUGCCGGGUAACAACACAGCGUGACUCACAAGCCUGUAACACAGGAGGCCCUGGCACCACCAGUCUUACCACCUCAUCACCACCACCACCCUCACCACCAGUCACACUUUCACUACAGGAACAGGGAGAAAGAGGUGAAAUUGGGGAAUGGGUAUGGGAAGAUGGAUAUGAUUUUGUACCCACACUUACUGAAUUUCAGAAUGCCAGUGCUGCAGGAUGCAAAGCUCCUGAACUAUCAGCCUUGUCUACCAGACUAGAUUUCUUCUCAUCUAUUUUCUUAAUUGAUCUCUUCAACAAGAUUUUACUGUUUACCAACAAGUAUUCUUGGUUCAAACGUGGCGGCAAGGUGCAAACUCCCUAUUCAAGGUUGUUCUGGCAAGAUAUUGAGUUGAAUGAACUCAUCUGCUUCAUAGGUCUUGUAAUUCUCAUGGGAAUAGUAAAAAAGUCAAGUAUUGCUAGUGCAUAGUAUUACUGGUGCAUAGACCCUCUAACCUUCACCCCUAUGUUUGGGAAAGUAUUAUCACAAAAUAGAUUUCAUUACAUUCUCUCCUGUCUUCAUUUCUUUGACAUACAUGAUCCUGUUCAGAGGGAAAGCACAGACAAAAUGAGGAGAAUUAGGCUUCUAUUUGACCACCUUUGCAGUACAUUUUCCCAGCUUUUCUAUCCAUACAAAAACCUUGUUAUUGAUGAGAGCUUAGUGCUGUGGAAGGCCCUCGUCAGUUGUCAUUCAAGCAGUAUAUUGCCAGUAAACGUCACAGAUUUGGGUUCAAAAUUUUUGUAAUGUGUGACUGUAAGACUGGGUACAUACAGGAUAUGAUGAUGUACAUGGGCGGGCAAACAGAGAUUGACCUUGACAGGGAAGUGGGGGUGUCAGGGGCAGUUGUCAAGCGACUGGUUCAACCUUACUUGGGAUGUGGUCAUGUCAUGUACCUUGACAAUUGGUACACCAGUCCUCUACUCGCACGUUACCUAUUCCAGCACAAGACAGGAAUAUGCGGGAUGGUGAAGAAGAUGCAGAAGCACAUGCCUCAUCAUGUAGGAAAAAUGGAGAGGAAGCUGUUGAUUUUUUUCAAGGAAAACAACAUCCUUGCUACCACUUGGAUGGACAAACGAGAGGUGAAUAUGCUGUUCACUGUACACAAGCCUGUCGUGCUGAGAACAAAAUCCAUUGAUUGGAAGGAUGAACAUCGGCGUCAUGUCUGGAAACCUGAAUGUGUAGUUGAUUAUAAUAUCAACAUGCGUCUCGUUGACCAAUCUGACGCCAUGAUAAGUAGCAUUGAUUGUGCAAGACCAUCCAUAAAGUGGUACAAAAAACUCUUCUUCCACUUGCUUGAUGUUUCUGUCCUGAAUGCUCACAUUCUACACAGGGAAGUCACAGGCAAAUAGGACACUCCGGAAGAGUUUGCCCUGGAGGUAUGCCGUGAACUCUUUGCUAAAUACGGCAAGGAGAGACCAUCUCAAAGCCUGAACAGAAGCUCAGCAGAUUCCCCGCUUAGACUCACCGCUCGUCACUUCCCAGAGAGUGUACCAAGAAAUGAGAAUGGACGGUAUGUACAGAGGAGAUGUCAUGUAUGUAGCCACACAAGCAGACGUCCUCGGAAGCGCACUGACUCACGAUUUCAGUGUACUGAGUGUGAUGUAGGGUUGUGCAUUAUGCCCUGCUUCAAAGAAUAUCACAUGCUUUUGCAUUACUAAAGUGACUCAUAUGUGUUUGAUAAAACUGUAUUCAUGGCAAACACAGCUGAAAAUAUACAACCAUAUAUGCAAAAGCAUUUCAAGAAGCCUACUCUUCGUCAGCGAUGCGGCAGUGCGGUAAAAAUGUACCAACCACUACCAUCAUACGAGUAGCCUACCUAUGCGUAGGCUAUGCAUAUUGAUAGUGUUGUUAUGUAAUAUAUAAACAAAUAAUCCAUUACCAAGGUGACAUAACAUCAUUUACGAAUACUGGUGUUGAUCAAAAAUCGAUAGCACCAAGCACACUACGAGUAUCAGCAUCACACCAUAGCACGCCAACAUCAGACAACUUCUCAGGUGAUUUUUGUUUUUUUACUUUCUAAGAUGACUUUUUCUCGUGUUUUCAUUAUACAUGGUUUAGGAUUUUUGAAAGCAUAAAAAAAAUAUGCAAAAUUGGCUGGCAGCACGGGUUGGUUUAGGAUAAAAGUGGCCGGCAGCGCGCGGGUUAAAGGUUAAAGAUUAUGCAGUGUGGUGUACAUUGUCAGUGGAGUUUCUGAACACUGCCUUAACCUGUGGUGGACCUCAGCACUCCUCAGCCUGCAUUACCAAAUCAGACAUGAAGGUCCUUUACUGAAGAGAAGCUGGUGCCCUUCUCUUCAAGCACUCAUUAGUCUUUGUAUAUGAUGACAAAAAUAAAUAUAUGAUGACAGUGAUUUCUGCUGCCACCAUAGACUAUGUAUAUAUUUAA
Molecule: messenger RNA, 4115 nt
Organism: Scylla paramamosain (green mud crab)
Lineage: Eukaryota; Metazoa; Arthropoda; Malacostraca; Decapoda; Portunidae
Gene: mRpS16
Product: small ribosomal subunit protein bS16m-like
Exons: 5
Coding region: 423-797 (124 amino acids)
Biological process (GO): mitochondrial translation
Cellular component (GO): ribosome; mitochondrial small ribosomal subunit
Molecular function (GO): structural constituent of ribosome
Source: RefSeq, a predicted model, not a curated record